Molecule: messenger RNA, 1030 nt
Organism: Lucilia cuprina (Australian sheep blowfly)
Lineage: Eukaryota; Metazoa; Arthropoda; Insecta; Diptera; Calliphoridae
Exons: 2
Coding region: 70-753 (227 amino acids)
Source: RefSeq, a predicted model, not a curated record
GAUUAAACGUUUGAAUAGUUACAAGUGACUUUCGUUGUAAACAGAAAGAAUCUUUCCUUUAAAUUAAAAAUGCGUGCUUUUGUGUUGGUUUGUUUUGUAGCGCUUGCAUCAGCUCAAUAUAAUUAUGGACCUCAAAGUCAUGUCAACAACAAUGGUCCAUUAGAUGGUAGCAAUUCGGAUGCUUUGUCAGUAGCAAAUCAACCAGUGGUGGAGGAAUACAACAAAGCUUUUUACUCGUACAGCGCUCCCGAACAGGAAUUUGAUGAUUUAAAUGCUGGCGAACAUAUAGCAAAUGCUCUCAAGAAAAAUUUACGUGUAAUUUUUAUUAAAGGACCUGAAAAUACUGCCCUCGAGAAUGCCGCUCUCCAGUUGGCUAAAGGUGCUGCCGAUGAUCGUACUGCCAUUUAUGUUCUUAGCAAACAGUCUGAUAUCGGUGCCCUGGCUAAUCAAUUGCAGCAGCUUAAGGCCAACAAUGCUGUCAAACCUGAAGUCCACUUUGUUAAGUAUCGUACACAAGCUGAUGCGGAGAAUGCUCAGCGUACCAUUCAAUCUCAAUAUGAUAGCUUACCUGGUGCCACCAGUAGUAAUGGUCCUAGUUCUGCUUCAGUUUUGGACUUUGCCUCAAAAUCUGCUUCGCCGUCAGCAAUUAAUAAUGCUGCUGCUAGUGCUCCAGCUGCUGCACCAACUGCUGCCCCCGCAAGAAGUUACAUUCCCUCAAGACACGCAUACUUACCACCAAGCAAAAGAUUCUAAAUACGAAAUGUUAGAAAUUUUAUUAGAGUCUAACGAUGAAUAUUGAAUAGUUUUAAAUUAUUUAAUUUUUAUUAUUAUUAUUUUAAUUUAAAGUUUUUUUAUUUAUUUAAAUAUAAUCGAAAAGCAAAUACAUGUUUUUUAAACCGUAUUUAUGUUACAUCCUUUGUAUAGUGAAGAGCAUUAUUACAAAUGAUUUAAUCAAAUUUGAAAUAUUAUAUUGUUGCAAUUCGAAGCCAACGAAUUAUGUCUGAAAUUGGACCAUUAUUAGAAUGUCGUG